Messenger RNA from Phycomyces blakesleeanus NRRL 1555(-), 978 nucleotides. RefSeq lists its product as hypothetical. The record is from RefSeq and is a predicted model, not a curated record. The transcript has 3 exons. Lineage: Eukaryota; Fungi; Mucoromycota; Mucoromycetes; Mucorales; Phycomycetaceae. Bases 1 to 978 code for a protein of 325 amino acids.
AUGUGCCUAAUCAUAAAAUGCCUCUUUAUCUGCUUAAUUGAGAAUAUGGAUAACCUUAAUUUAUUCGAUAAAAUCGCCAACGGCUCUAACAAGUCUGGAGGUACGGAUACCAAUGGCAUUCAAGAAGAUUUAUAUGAAAACCUAUCUGAAUCAUCCACCACUACUAUUGCUGGUGCUCAACCCGUAGGAAGAGUCGGGGAGAGAAGCUGGACAUUUCUGGAUGAGAAAAGACUUAUCGCCCAGUUUGAGAAAGCUCUACAAUUAACAAGAAUGCGAAGCGUUCAAUACAGCAGGAGAAAAAUGCAAAUAGAAGCCAAUGCUUGGCGUACUCUCGUCAGACAGUUCAAUGCUCACGCUAUCCAGCCCAGAAAUAAAAAUGCCCUCGAAGAAAAGUGGAAGAAGCUGAAGGCCGAGUUCAAAGAGCAGUAUGAUGUAUUUCACGCAGCAGGAAAAAACGGGGUAAUGUCUGUCACCGGAUUCUCUUCUGGUAGCCAGACGACAACACUUAAUGAGAGCACCCAAGAGCCAAAAAAUGAACCUUCAAAUGAGGAAACUACUUCCAAAGAAGAACCAAAUAAUAUCCCAUUGGAGGAAAUACAGACGUUUAUGGAAGACAUCUUCGACUCAACCGGUAGAUCUGAAACACCCCAAUAUGAUGAUAUGGAUUCGAAUGAUGAUCAAGGGAUGCCCCAUAGUCUAAACAGAUCUUGGAUUGAGCAUAAAGAUGAUGAAUUCAUGGAUCGCAUUGAGUAUAUGAACUAUAAAAACAUGCAACAGAGAGAGAGACACUUCAGUGUUUUUCGGAAGCAAGGUGAAGCUCUGCUUAAAAGUGUUGAUCUUGCAGGAAGGGAAGCUGCCAUUGCAACCACUAAUAUCAAGGAGAUCACACGUUGCAUGCAAAAUAGUAAUGCUAGAUUGGAUAGCUUGUUCGAUAUAAUUAAAAGACGUUUUGAACCCAGUGAUAAUAAGAAUGAAUAG